Leptopilina heterotoma is the source of this 1531-nucleotide messenger RNA. RefSeq names its product E3 ubiquitin-protein ligase MARCHF5-like. Lineage: Eukaryota; Metazoa; Arthropoda; Insecta; Hymenoptera; Figitidae. Gene Ontology annotation, molecular function: zinc ion binding. The record is from RefSeq and is a predicted model, not a curated record. The coding region runs from base 215 to 1381 and encodes 388 amino acids. The transcript is spliced from 7 exons.
ACAGUUUUUCUAUGUCUUUGUACACAAACACAAAGUAUGGACCUUGGACAUUAUAAUAUACAUAUCUUUUACUGGAUUUAUUGUAAAUAAUCUGAAAAUUAUUCUUUGUAUUAGAUAUCAAAAGUGUCAUCAUAAAAUUUUUCCCACGCUUGGAAAAGCAGACAAAAAAAGAAAUGAUGACACAAUUAUAAGUAUACUUGCAGUGUGAAGUAAAAUGUCAGGAAGUAGACCACCGCAUUUUGUUUAUAGUGAAGAUGUUUAUGGAAUAAUUCCAAGAGAAAUGGAUCAUUGGCGAGUUGUUGAAGAUCAAUUCAGAAGACUGAAUUCUACUGUAAGACAAGAUCAAAACAGCGAUUCCAAUAAUGAAAAUUCGGAGACACAAGGAGCAGACAUAUCCUCGGAAGAGGACACGACUCAUUACACAGGUUCUGAUGCUGCUGAUAAUGAAUUAUCAGCUGAUGUAACUGACGGUGCCUCAUCGCCAAAUCAAACUACAGCCGGAAUUCCGACCCUAAGUUCCGAUGAAGAUAAACGAUAUUGUUGGGUUUGUUUUGCAACUGACGAGGAUGAUGCAACUGCAUUGUGGGUGAAACCAUGUCACUGUCGAGGAACGACAAAAUGGGUUCAUCAGGGUUGUAUACAACGGUGGGUAGACGAAAAACAAAAAGGCCGAGCCAGUACGAGAGUCGUUUGUCCACAAUGUAAUACAGAAUAUAUCAUCGUUUAUCCAAAUAUGGGGCCUUUGGUUGUAAUAUUGGACAAAAUCGAUGGAGUUAUAUUUCGAGUAUGUCCAUUUAUAGCGGCGAGUAUAGUUGUUGGUUCUGUUUAUUGGACAGCUGUUACUUAUGGAGCAAUUACCGUAAUGCAAGUCGUUGGUCACAAGGACGGUUUUACAAUGUUGGAAAAUGCAGAUCCUUUAGUAUUACUCGUAGGUUUACCUACAAUUCCAAUAAUGCUCGUUCUGGGAAAAAUGUUAAAAUGGGAAGAUCAAGCAUUGAGUUUACUCAGGCGGCACGCUUGUAAAGUUCCAAUUUUAAGGCACUUCCUACCUAGCAGUUAUUCAGACGAUGAGAGAACACAAUCACAGGAAAUUCCACCAAUGAGUGAUCCAGUUUCUGUGACGAGAGUUUUAUGCGGCGCGUUAUUAUUGCCAACAAUUGCAAGUAUUUGUGGCAAAAUAUUCUUCGAAAGUAUAAGUUCAAAUUUUCAAAGAACGUUACUUGGAGGUGUGGCCUUUUUGUCAAUAAAAGGUGCAUUUAAAAUUUAUCACAAACAACAACGAUACGUUAGACAAUGUCAAAGACGCAUAAUGGAUUAUACAGACACGAAUGUUGCAAUUUAUCGAAGACAGAGGAACGCUGAAAACCAAACUGAUAAUUAAAAAGUGUUUAAAAAGAGAGGUGAUUUUAAAGAAGAAAAAAAAAAACAAAUUGAAACUAUUUUAGUUUCAUGUUAAAAAUUGAAAAUGACGAUUAAAAACGAUCCCUUAAAAAACACGCAGUGAAUGUAUACGUAAUUCUUUUAAUUUAAA